AUGGCUGACGACGAUGUAGAUAAAACACCGUUAUUAAAUGAUACUGAUAAUACAGAAGUCAUGACACAAGUGACUAUACCAAAUCAAUCGUUGUCACAAUCAACUCAUUGUCAUGUGCCGGAUAAUAAAUUUGAUUAUGGAGCAAGAAAUCGUCUUAUUGUUGUACUAAUUAUUUGUAUUGUUUUCAUGAUUAUUGAAAUUAUCGGAGGUGUUCUUUCUAAUUCAACAGCUGUUGUAACAGAUGCAGCUCAUAUGGCAAUUGAUGUCGCUAGUUUUCUAAUAUCAUUAACGGCAAUGUAUCUUGCAACAAAACGACCAACACAAAGACUUUCAUUUGGUUAUAUUCGAGCAGAGGUACUUGGAGCGCUUCUCAGUGUAUUAACAAUUUGGUUAGUUACUGGUGUACUUGUUUAUAUGGCUGUUGAACGUUGUAUCAAUCAAACUUUUGAAGUAAAACCACUAGAGAUGAUUAUUGUUGCAUCAUGUGGUGUUAUAUUCAAUAUCGUAAUGUUUCUUGUUUUACAUGCUAAUGUAUGUGGUAAAUCAAUGCCUCAUCAUGGUCAUUCACAUGGCGAUAACCAUGGUCAUUCACAUGAAAACAAUCAUCAUGACGAUUCACAUGAAGACAAUCAUGACGAUUCACUUGCUAAUAUUGUAACCGGUCAAAAUCGAGAAGAAAUUAUAAAAGCAAAGAAAUCAACAAAAAAUAUCAAUGUACGAGCUGCUAUAAUACAUGUUAUUGGAGAUUUUGUUCAAAGUGUUGGUGUUCUUUGUGCGGCUAUACUCAUUAAAUUUAAACCACAAUAUAAAUUAGCUGAUCCAAUCUGUACUUUUUUUUUCUCUAUUCUUGUUCUUAUUACAACAAUUACAAUCAUGCGUGAUAUUGUCUUUGUUCUUAUGGAAGCUGUUCCAUCAAGUGUUAAUUAUUCACGAGUAGUUGACGAUCUUCUUCAAUUACCUGGUGUACGAAAUGCACAUAGUUUGCAUAUAUGGUCAUUAUCGAUGCAAAGAACAGCUCUAUCUGUUCAUCUUGCAGUUAGUUCCAAUCGAGAUUUUUUGACGGUAUUGAGACAAGCUCAAGAAAUGCUCCGUUGUAAACAUUCUAUUGCACGAACAACAAUACAAGUUGAACCAUAUGAUGAACCUGUGAUGAGUGCAUGUGAAGAUUGUCGUCCAUUGAGUAUUUAA
Rotaria sordida is the source of this 1188-nucleotide messenger RNA. Lineage: Eukaryota; Metazoa; Rotifera; Eurotatoria; Philodinida; Philodinidae. The record is from the annotation of a GenBank genome assembly.